Molecule: messenger RNA, 2085 nt
Organism: Alosa alosa (allis shad)
Lineage: Eukaryota; Metazoa; Chordata; Actinopteri; Clupeiformes; Clupeidae
Gene: ccdc137
Product: coiled-coil domain containing 137
Exons: 6
Coding region: 63-833 (256 amino acids)
Source: RefSeq, a predicted model, not a curated record
AGAGGUCAAAGGGCAUCCAGCCGUCUUUCGCCCACGUCCCACGUGGUCAUUGAGAAAACAACAUGGGGAAGAAUAAGCCCACAAAACAAGCCGGAUCUUCACAGAAGCUUGAUAAACAUGAGAGGAAAAAGCCUAAGUACAAUGACAAGCCAAAUCAAAAUGAGCAUCUGGAGCAGAUUCCAUUCCGGUUACGAGAAAUUAUAAAGAGUAAGGAGAGGAUGAAAAUGGGUGCCAAGCAGCUGAAAAAAAUUAAGAAAUCUCUUGUCCCAAAACCUCAGGAUGGAGACAUUCCGAUUCCGGAAUUUCGCAGAAAGCAGAGUGAAUCAGAAACGUCCUUCUUGAAGCGUAUGGCACGAGAGACCGAUCAUGUCAUGUUCCUUACCAAGAACCAGCUUGAGCGGGAACCGGAGCUGGAGCUCAGUGAGCAGGAGCAGAAGGCAGGAAAACGCAAGUCCGAGAAGAAGAAAGAGCAUGGCCAGAACCGGUUGCAGAGAUUGCAUCAGAAAAAGCUGGACCGACAGGUGCAGAGGGAGGAGAAAGAGAGGUUUGAAGAUAAAGUAGAGUUUGGAGAGGUUGCCAUGGCUCCACCCACUUUGAGUGCCAAACCUAGGAAGGCCCCAAACAAGUCCACGGGGGCUUCAAAGGGGCUGCUGCUGAACUCUCUCCUAGGCCACACUCCUGUGUCUGUGGUGAAUCCAUCAAUGGCGAGGCAGAGGAUCAUGGAGGAAGAGCGGGUGCGUGUGGUGGAGGCCUACCGCCACCUGAAGAAGCAGAAACAGGAGCAGAACGCGCUCAGAGCCGCCAGCAUGGGCAAGCUGCUGAACCCCCAGUGAAGCGUAAUGGCGAGCACCACCAUCCCAAGGCUGCUGUCCUCCGCCUGCCAUCCCCAACAGUGGAGAAUGGGACAAGGGUGUUGCGCCAAAGACCUCAGGAUGCCAUGGGAAACCGUGCAGACAUGGCGAUUGGAAUCAAGUUUUGUGUUGGCCACACAGCGGGCAGUGGCAAGACCAGUGUGAUUGGAAACUAAGCUGAGUGCCACUAUGUGAUGGCCAAAGCUUCAAUGAUUCAGUUCAGGGCAGCUAAAAGAGUUGCAGGAAUAUUUCAGUGUUCUUUGAUGCUGCAAGAACUUUAUCACCAUCAUGUUUUCAAUUUGUACUACACAAAUUGCAGUUGCCAGGAUGAGUGGUGGACUUUCUUGACCACUAGAUGGCAACAUCAAACUUUCAAUGCAUCCACAGUGCCCGCAGCAUGUUUGGUACCUCCACUGAGUCACAAGAGAAGAGGACCAGAGAAGAGAGAAGUCUCAUCAAUAGCUAUGUACAUGCAUUGUACAUGCUUUUGGAAAUCUUGUUUUCUAUGUCUGAAGCAAAGUGUUUUUUUUUUUUUUUUUUACCAUGUAAGUACGAAAUAAGCUUUUCAUCUCCACAGAUUAAACCUUUAAUAAAACCAAGUGCCACCAUCUCUGCUUGAAUUGUAGUAAAUAUCAUUAACUAAAACAUUAUUUUGGUAGUACAAUUAUUUAGUGGUACAAUAAGCUGAUGUGCUAAUUCUGUUCACUUAAUAAGAAAAUGGAGCACUCACAGUAUCUUGCUCAAAACAUUUUUGUCUGUCACUUUAAAUCAGUACCCCUCCUGAAGCCUUUCCUCUUUUCCUUUGGGCUGUUUUGUUUUAGCCACCUGUCUGUGGUCACACCUGUGCCCAGGCCACUGAGCUUAAUGAGAGACGUCACUGGUCCAGACUCUGUGUGCCAAUGGUUUAGGUUGUCCAGGUGACCAUCAGUUGCUAGGCAACUGUGGCAGGUGCCUCUGAUGUUAAGUGGUGGCUUGAUUGUGCCUUCAGCUUUGGACUAUGCCCACUCAAUUUUUACACUCAUUUAUGGUCUUGUGUAUACUAGUAAAGAGUGCUCAUAAUCACUGUGAGGACAGUUUAAAGCCUGUGAUAUGCAUAUCUGAACCCAGUGGUCUCUCCAACACUCAAUGCACUUUGUAAUGAUGUUUGUACAGUGUCCACAUACAUCCUGGUAAACAGUUGACUGAUUUUGCAGCCAUGGAAAAUGAGUGAAAAGCUGAAAAGUCCUGGCAAAUC